This is a messenger RNA of Lontra canadensis (Northern American river otter), 5540 nucleotides long. It is a transcript of the gene ASAP2, whose product is annotated as ArfGAP with SH3 domain, ankyrin repeat and PH domain 2. Gene Ontology annotation, cellular component: cytoplasm. The coding region runs from base 76 to 3114 and encodes 1012 amino acids. The record is from RefSeq and is a predicted model, not a curated record. Lineage: Eukaryota; Metazoa; Chordata; Mammalia; Carnivora; Mustelidae. Gene Ontology annotation, molecular function: GTPase activator activity; protein binding. The transcript has 29 exons. Gene Ontology annotation, biological process: positive regulation of GTPase activity.
GCAGGUCGGAGCCCGCGCGGCAGCUGAGGCGGCGGCUCGCCCGCGGCCGGCCGCCCGCGCCCGCGCGCCGAGGCGAUGCCGGACCAGAUCUCCGUGUCGGAAUUCGUGGCCGAGACCCAUGAGGACUACAAGGCGCCCACGGCCUCGAGCUUCACCACGCGCACGGCGCAGUGCCGGAACACCGUGGCGGCCAUCGAGGAGGCUUUGGAUGUGGACCGGAUGGUUCUUUACAAAAUGAAGAAAUCCGUGAAAGCAAUAAAUGUCUCUGGGCUGGCUCACGUGGAAAACGAGGAGCAGUACACCCAGGCUCUGGAGAAGUUUGGGGGCAACUGCGUGUGCCGAGAUGACCCGGAUUUAGGAAGUGCGUUCCUGAAGUUCUCGGUGUUUACAAAGGAGUUGACAGCACUUUUCAAAAACCUGAUUCAGAAUAUGAACAACAUCAUCUCCUUCCCUCUGGACAGUUUGCUGAAGGGGGACCUAAAAGGAGUGAAAGGGGAUCUGAAAAAGCCUUUUGAUAAAGCGUGGAAGGACUAUGAAACAAAAAUAACCAAAAUUGAGAAGGAGAAGAAGGAGCACGCCAAGCUGCAUGGGAUGAUUCGCACCGAAAUCAGUGGGGCUGAAAUCGCAGAAGAGAUGGAGAAGGAGCGGCGGCUUUUCCAGCUCCAGAUGUGCGAGUAUCUGCUGAAGGUCAAUGAAAUUAAGAUUAAAAAGGGAGUGGAUUUACUUCAGAAUCUGAUCAAAUAUUUUCAUGCCCAGUGCAAUUUUUUCCAGGACGGACUGAAAGCAGUUGAGAGCCUCAAGCCUUCCAUUGAGACACUUUCAACAGACCUUCACACAAUCAAACAGGCCCAGGAUGAAGAAAGAAGGCAGCUGAUACAGCUUCGAGAUAUUCUGAAAUCAGCUCUGCAGGUUGAACAGAAAGAGUCUAGGAGAGAUUCGCAACUUCGCCAGAGUACAGCCUAUAGUUUGCACCAGCCUCAGGGAAACAAAGAGCACGGGACCGAGCGGAAUGGCAACCUGUACAAGAAGAGUGACGGGAUCCGAAAAGUGUGGCAGAAAAGGAAAUGUUCGGUUAAAAACGGUUUCCUGACCAUAUCCCACGGCACCGCUAACCGGCCUCCUGCGAAGCUCAACCUCUUAACCUGCCAAGUGAAGACCAACCCCGAAGAGAAAAAGUGUUUUGACCUUAUUUCACAUGACCGGACUUACCACUUCCAAGCGGAGGACGAGCAGGAGUGUCAAAUAUGGAUGUCUGUGCUGCAGAACAGCAAAGAAGAAGCUUUAAACAAUGCAUUUAAGGGGGACGACAAUACCGGGGAAAAUAACAUCGUCCAGGAACUGACAAAGGAGAUCAUUUCCGAAGUGCAGAGGAUGACGGGCAAUGACGUGUGUUGUGACUGUGGGGCCCCAGAUCCUACAUGGCUUUCCACCAAUCUGGGCAUCCUGACCUGCAUUGAGUGUUCUGGAAUCCACCGGGAGCUCGGGGUUCACUAUUCCCGGAUGCAAUCCCUCACGUUAGAUGUCUUAGGAACAUCUGAGCUGCUGCUUGCCAAGAAUAUUGGGAAUGCAGGCUUUAACGAGAUUAUGGAGUGUUGCCUUCCAGCUGAGGACUCCGUCAAACCCAACCCGGGCAGCGACAUGAAUGCCAGAAAGGACUACAUUACUGCCAAGUACAUCGAGAGGAGAUAUGCAAGGAAAAGGCACGCAGAUAACGCAGCAAAGCUUCACAGCCUUUGUGAGGCCGUCAAAACAAGAGAUAUUUUUGGAUUACUCCAAGCGUAUGCUGACGGUGUGGAUCUUACAGAAAAAAUCCCGCUGGCCAACGGACAUGAGCCAGAUGAAACUGCCCUCCAUCUUGCAGUCAGAUCGGUGGACCGGACUUCUCUCCACAUCGUAGACUUUUUAGUUCAGAACAGCGGGAAUCUGGAUAAGCAGACAGGGAAGGGCAGCACGGCCCUGCACUACUGCUGCCUGACGGACAACGCCGAGUGCCUGAAGCUCCUGCUACGGGGGAAGGCCUCCAUUGAGACCGCCAACGAGUCGGGAGAGACGCCCCUGGACAUUGCUAGACGCCUCAGGCACGAGCACUGCGAGGAGCUGCUGACCCAGGCCUUGUCUGGGAGGUUUAAUUCGCACGUCCACGUCGAAUACGAGUGGCGACUGCUCCACGAAGACCUGGAUGAGAGCGACGACGAUGUGGACGAGAAAUUGCAGCCCAGCCCCAGUCGGCGAGAAGACCGGCCCGUCAGCUUCUACCAGCUGGGCUCCGGCCAGCUGCAGUCCAACGCCGCGUCUUUGGCCAGAGACGCUGCCAGCCUGGCCAAGGACAAGCAGAGGCCCUUCGUGCCCAGCAUCUUGCAGAAUGAGACGUAUGGCGCGGUCCUCAGCGGCAGCCCGCCUCCCACCCAGCCUGUGGUCCCCAGCACCUCCAGCGCCCCCCCGCUGCCUCCACGAAAUGUUGCCAAAGUUCAGACCGCCUCCUCCGCUACCGCCCUGUGGAAGACAAACUCUGUAAGUGUGGACGGUGCAAGCAGGCAGCGAUCUUCGUCAGAUCCGCCAGCUGUCCAUCCACCGCUGCCCCCUCUCCGCGUGACAUCUACCAAUCCCCUGGCUCCCACACCGCCCCCUCCAGUAGCAAAAACGCCCAGUGUGAUGGAAGCCUUGAGCCAGCAGAGCAAGCCGGCCCAGCCCGGGAUCCCGCUGAACAAGGCCCUGCCCCCGCCCCUGCCGCCCCAGCCGCCCAGCCGCCUCCCCCAGAAGAGGCCUGCCCCCGGGGCUGACAAGUCGACCCCACUGAUCAACAAAGGCCAGCCGAGAGGACCUGGAGUGGAGCUCUCUGGACCCGAGGCUCUGGGCCCGCUGUGCAAUGCUGCGGCCCUGCAGCCCCCAGCCCCCAUGCCCAGGAAGUCACAGACAACCAAGUUAAAGCCCAAGCGGGUCAAAGCUCUCUACAACUGUGUGGCCGACAACCCAGACGAGCUGACGUUCUCCGAGGGGGACGUGAUUAUCGUGGAUGGGGAGGAGGACCAAGAGUGGUGGAUUGGCCACAUCGACGGAGAUCCCAGCCGCAAAGGAGCAUUUCCCGUAUCAUUUGUGCACUUUAUUGCUGACUGACUUGCUACUGAACAAAAACACUUCUUUUAUCAGUUGUUACGUUCCUGUUUGUUAUUGGUACCAAAAUUCUUGCCAGAUGACCAGUUUCAUGAGAUGUAUUGUCUGGUAGCCCACUUCUCUCUGACCCUGCUCUUCUCUUUUACAAGCUCAGAGGCAACUUGUAUGUAUAAAUGAAUUGUUUUUAUAAUUUGUGGUUUUCAUGAAAUACUGCCAUACUUUUAUUAGGGAAAAAUUGAAUUUCCUAAAAGGUGAACUGAAAAGUUAUUUUAACUCUACGUAAUCAAUAUCUUCUGUCUACAGAAUUAGCUGAACCUAGAAGGAUCUGAGUAUUAGACAUUCUUCCAGCUUUUCCCUGGCCCGCUGCUAGAGUCGGUGACCCUCAAUGCAGUUUUUUAGGAAGUCGGUAAACUUGCUUUAGAAGUAGCCCAGCCCUGGACUUCCUAGAAAAAAUGCUAUCAGUUCACCUUUAAAGACAUUUUUUUUUUUUUAAGAUACACUUAAAAGAUUUCCUUUGGAAUCCACCCAAGGUUUAGUUAAAGCAACUUGAAAACUUACACCUUAGCAUCGUGCUUUCCAGCCCUAAUUUGUGAGUUCGCAGCUCUCAUUGUGUUCUGCAUGUGCGUGUAGCCUGUUGUGAGCAGUCCCACCUAGCACACCCGCCCGUGGCUUAUUACGGCGUGUGGUAAUAGCAGCUAACUCAGUUCCUGUUCUAGAAACCUGCAUUUCCUGAAUUUGGUUAAAAACUAAGGAUGAUGGAUUGCAAAAACAGUUCUUUAAACUAGUUUAUAUAAGCUUUAGGUGUUUUGGAAUUCGCCUUCUCGACCCUCCUGCGUGUCCCAGCUAGAGGACGGUGGGCCAACCCCCACUGUUCACACACACCUGCUGUUUCCCACUGAGCAUACCACCACCUUCCCUUUUUGGCCCCCGGGAAUGUUUCCUCAAUUUAGCGUCUUGUAUUUAUAUAUUAUACCAACAGGAAUGGUAGAUAUACUGUUUUGAACUCGAAUCUGUCCAUCUGUUUGUAAUCAAGAACAUAACUGAAAUCUGUAGGUCCCAGGUAAUAAAAUCUUCCUGAACAGACAUCCCAGUUCCACAGCGGAAGUCCCAUAACGUCAUUCUUAAACUGAAGCUACUGGGCGUGGGGGGGUUGGGUUGAGUGCCAUAAAAUCGGAAUUCAGUAGUUUCUCAAACUUGACUGUCGUACCUCUAUUUAGUAAUUGUGAGCAUAUGAUUCAUAGCAGGAAUAUUGGACACUUUGGCACUCUUUGAGAAUAAAUAGGCCUUGAAUGCCCACUCGGAUUUGGACCAGAAGUGAAGGGGUAAGCGUAGGUCUGGGCUUGGAAAGCGAGGCAGCGAUGCCUCUGUGGUGACGAUGGUACAUUUGAUGGGAGCAGCCCGUCCUCAUUAGGCAAGACUCUUCUAAGUGCAGAGCUUUUUUUUUUUUUUUUUUUUUUUUAAAUUGCGUUGUACUUUUUGUUGCUGUUAUAAAGGAAAACAGAACAAACUGGAAUGUUUUAUGAUGUUGUGUGGCGAUUGCUUUUUAAAGCCUUUCAGAGUUCUGGGUAAAAAUGUGUCAGCUCUGUAAUUAAAGUUUGUUUUCUUUUUUUUUUUAAAGCACUACAUCUGUUUUCACUAAUUGUUAAUUUCUGUUGUUCGAACCCUCCAUUUAGUUAAUUCCCUCACAGAUUUAAGAAAGUAAAUAGAUUUUGCACAGCGCACUUAUGUGUAUUUUAACACAGUCCUCUCGCAACUGUGUCUUAUAAUCAGCCUUUUGGCCACUUGGCGCCAACUAUCCAAGGAAGUAAAGUGGAUUCCCGGCACCCUUUCACACCGGUCCCAGACUAAUCCAGCAGGCUCACUGGUACAGAACUAUCUCAGAAAUACUUUCUCCAGUUGACAAUUCGGUGGUGCUACUGUGCAGUAAUUACUACUACUCUUGCCAGAGGAGAAAUUAUAUUAACUUCCCUGAUAACAUCCUUUCCUAGUUAUUUGCUCUUUGCAAAUUAAAAAACAACGGAGAGGAAGGAAAACCUUGUAGAUAACUAUUUAUAUAUAAAGUUCACGUUUCAUGAACCUUUGCUGCAGGAUUCUGGCAUCCUGCGUGCUGUCUGCCAUCAGAUCGGACUCGUAGGGGCGAGGGCUCCCGCGUGCAGACUCCUGGGUCCCGGGUGAUGCGCCCCGGGGCGGGGAGCAGCCUGCGCAGCCGGGGGAGCGACGUGAGGUGCACGAUACCCCAUUCGUCCACUUGAUGACUUCGAACUAGUUGCAGCGCAACUGUAUAUAUUGUAUAACCCGAAUCAGUUCUUAUUUUCGUUGUCCGUAACGCGGUGACUGAUAAUUAGUUUAUAAUUGGAGCAUGUUCAGUAAGUUGACUCCUCCUGUUCACUAGUCAUUUGACUGGAAAAAAUAAAAUACUUUUAAAUGGA